Messenger RNA from Vitis vinifera (wine grape), 876 nucleotides. Its product is annotated as heavy metal-associated isoprenylated plant protein 9-like. The coding region runs from base 397 to 876 and encodes 159 amino acids. The transcript is spliced from 4 exons. NCBI's taxonomy places the organism in Eukaryota, Viridiplantae, Streptophyta, Magnoliopsida, Vitales, Vitaceae. Gene Ontology annotation, molecular function: metal ion binding. The record is from RefSeq and is a predicted model, not a curated record.
UAUAAACAAAAAUGUAAAAUCUACCAGUUGGUGGGUGAUGGGAGUGCUUUCCUUCUUAAUUAUAUGUAUCAUUCUCUCUUGCUUGGCUUCAUCAGCCCUCCUCUCUUCUCUCUAUAAAUCUGCCGACCCUGCCCAGUUGUUAUUCCCCCCCUUUCUCUUCUUCUCAGCCUUGGAGAUUGAAAACAACUCCAAAAGAAAUAGUUAAGUAAUAGGUACCCAGAACAGUUAGUGGUGUUGCAUGUGCUCUGGAAUCAGUGUGGUUGCUUUAUAUGAUAAAAACUGCACAACCCACCGCCCAUUACAAUCCGACUUCUACGUAUAAAAGCUGCCUCCUCUCUUUUCUCAGGCCUCUCCCUCAUUUUUCACUGAAUCCUUCUCAGUUUGAGAGAAUAAUCAAUGGGUGAAGAAGCUAAGGAACAAGCUCCAGCUGAAGUUAAACCAGAGGCAGAAGAGAAGAAGGAGGAAAAAGCAGAGGAGAAGAAAGAAGAAAAACCAGAAGAGCAGAAGGAGGAACCUAAGCCACCAUUACCAUUUGUCUUGUUUGUAGAUUUGCAUUGUGUGGGAUGUGCCAAGAAGAUAGAGAGGUCCCUCAUGAAAAUAAGAGGAGUCAAGGAGGUUAUGAUUGAUAUGGCUCAAAACCAGGUGACUAUAAAGGGAAUAGUUGAACCACAAGCUGUGUGCAAUAGGAUAAUGAAGAAAACCAAGAGAAGAGCUAAAGUCUUAUCCCCUCUGCCUGAAGCUGAGGGAGAACCCAUGCCAGAAGUUGUUAGUUCACAGGUUAGUGGAUUAACAACUGUGGAACUCAAUGUGAACAUGCACUGUGAGGCCUGUGCUGCCCAACUCCCAAUUGCAACAGCCAAAACAGAUCAAGAUUAA